Etheostoma cragini (Arkansas darter) is the source of this 1290-nucleotide messenger RNA. It is a transcript of the gene crym, whose product is annotated as crystallin, mu. Gene Ontology annotation, cellular component: cytoplasm. The record is from RefSeq and is a predicted model, not a curated record. The transcript is spliced from 8 exons. Gene Ontology annotation, biological process: thyroid hormone metabolic process. NCBI's taxonomy places the organism in Eukaryota, Metazoa, Chordata, Actinopteri, Perciformes, Percidae. Bases 222 to 1145 code for a protein of 307 amino acids. Gene Ontology annotation, molecular function: thyroid hormone binding.
UUAGUUUGGAAUGCGCAGGAGCCUCGCUGCGGCUCUUGAAUGCAACAUGGAUACACGGUCGGCGGGUAGAACUUUGGACCAACUCGUUCCGCUCCGGUAGCCUGACGUCAUCAUACCCAGAUUGUAGUCAGAAUUUACCAACCUCAAAUGUAGGCGGGGCCAAGUUAGACUGGCAUCCAGGCUAUCUCUCCGAGGAAGGACAGCAGAGAAUCGGGAACAACAUGGCCGAGCCUCCUGUCGUGAUAUGGCAGCAGGAAGUAGAGGGUCUGUUGCAUUACAGAGAGCUGGUCCCCCGUCUGGAGGAAGCUUUGGGGAAAUUCUCCAGAAGAGACAGCACAGAGGUGAUCCAGCCUGUUCGCACCACGCUGACCCUGCAGAAACACCACGGCUUCCUGGGAUUGAUGCCUACAUACAUGGAGAACGAUGGGGUCCUGUGCACAAAGAUUGUGUGUUUCUACAAAAGGGAGGAUGGUUCCUCUCUGCCAGCUGUGCAGGCCACUGUGGUGCUGCUGGACCCAGAGUACGGGAAUGUAAAGGCUCUCAUGGAUGGAGAGGUCAUCACAGAGAUGAGGACAGCUCCAGUCUCGGCCAUCUCUGCUAAGCUGCUGAUGUGUCCCGAGGCAGAGGUGUUGGCCAUCUUGGGUACUGGCAAACAGGCCUUGAGUCAUUACAACGCCUUCACAGCAAUGUUUUCAUUUAAAGAGGUGCGCGUGUGGAGCCGCACAUUACAGAAUGCGGAGAGGUUUUGCCGCUCUGUCGGCGGUCCGGUGACGGUAUGUGUCUCAGUGCAGGAGGCAGUCAGGGGAGCAGACGCCAUAGUAACAGUAACCAAAUGUACAGAGCCCGUGCUCUUUGGUCAGUGGGUCAAACCAGGAGCCCACGUGGCAGCGGUGGGGGCUUGCAGGCCAGACUGGCGGGAGCUGGACGACGUCUUGAUGAAGGAGGCAGUGGUGUACGCUGACAGCAGGGAGGGAGCAAUGGCCGAGUCCGGUGACGUCAUCCUCUCUGGGGUUGAGGUGUUUGCAGAGCUUGGAGAUGUUAUUAAUGGGACAAAAACUGCCCACAGAGAAAAGACAACCGUGUUCAAAUCCCUUGGAAUGGGAGUUGAAGAUGCGGUGUCUGCCCAGCUGGUGUUUGAUCAAUAGAAAGCAAAAACCAGCCAACCGUAAAGCCUGUCUUCAUACCUAUGGGGGUCCCUAUAAUUAUAAUAUUCACUGCAUUAAUCCAUAGUUUUAUUAUUGUGCUUAAACCUAAGUAAUUCCUGAUCUACACACAUAUUCUCUUAACGCC